AUGGGACGUCCUUCAAUAGCCGAAGAAAUCUACGAUAAUGAGUCUAAAAUCAACUUCGGCGUACCAGGCAGCGUCCGAAGCUUGGAUGAUGUAACACACAACCCAGCACUCGAGAGCUCAAUUCAACUAUUUGAGAGUGACCCUUCAACCAAAGAACAACAAAGACGAAUCGAAGUGCGAGAGUGGCUGGUUUUCAUCUGCAUUGUGAUCCUCGCAAUGAUGGAUUCGUUCAAUGCGACUGUUUUGAUUCCAGCUUUACCUCUGACCAGAUACUCAAUCCAGGACCUGGCAAACACCUUCGCGGAGCCACUAGCAAGCACAUUCUGGGUGAACACGGUAUACCUCCUCUUUGGCGCAAGCAGCCAACUCUACUUCGCAAUGAUGAGCGAAGUCUUCAACCACGGACCCGUAUGGAUCAUCGCCGUAGUCCUCGCAACAAUCGGCACAGGAAUCUGCAGCGGUUCAAUGAGUCUUGCAGAACUGAUAGUCGGCCGCAUAAUUCAGGGCAUUGGCGGCGGCGGCGCAAUGAGUCUAUGUUAUGUGAUGAUGACCGGGACGGCAUCGAAAGCCAUGCACUCACGGUAUUCAUGCUACAUCCUGCUGACACGCAUGUGUGGCGGCAUCCUAGGCCCCGUUAUCGGAGGCUUGUUUCUCGAUAAUGCUGACUGGAGGUGGGCUUUUCAUUUCAACUUCCUUUUCUGUGCGCUUGGUUUGCUGGCUAUUCCAUUUGCUGUGGAUCUUCGCGCGUUGAAAUAUAUCCCGAUGCACAAACUGCGCACGUUGGAUUGGACGGGUGCCACUAUGGCCUUUUUGGGUCUUGCGAUUAUCCUGGUCGGUCUUUCUUGUGGUGGGAGCUCUUAUCACUGGGGGGACUGGCAGACAAUGAUUCCAAUUGCGUUGGUUUGGGAGGAGAUCAUUUCGGUCGAGGAUGAUGGCUAUGACUCAUCUGGGGUGCUUUCUGCAUGGGUUUGUGGUCAGUAG
Molecule: messenger RNA, 981 nt
Organism: Penicillium digitatum Pd1
Lineage: Eukaryota; Fungi; Ascomycota; Eurotiomycetes; Eurotiales; Aspergillaceae
Source: RefSeq, a predicted model, not a curated record